Messenger RNA from Amborella trichopoda, 2694 nucleotides. RefSeq names its product subtilisin-like protease SBT1.1. Gene Ontology annotation, biological process: proteolysis. The record is from RefSeq and is a predicted model, not a curated record. Gene Ontology annotation, molecular function: serine-type endopeptidase activity. Lineage: Eukaryota; Viridiplantae; Streptophyta; Magnoliopsida; Amborellales; Amborellaceae.
UUUCCCUAAGAAUAAAGCUUCUGGAACUUGGUUACUCUCCCUAAGGUUUCAUACUCAAUUGGGCCUGCAAAAUUUCAAGUCCUGUCAUUAUUUUGCAGCUGCUUGCAUGGGGACACCAGUGGGGUUUAUGGUGAUUCUUGCUCUAACUAUGUUAGCUUUGGGUGCCACCUAUGGCUCACCACCAAUCCCUCAAACUUAUAUUGUUCACAUGGACGGUGAUAAAGCCCCAUCAGCCUCCCUCUCUCCAAUUGAAGCCAAAACAUGGUAUGAAAACCUCAUGACCUCAACAAUGGAGGCCUUCAAAGAAGAAGAAGAAGGCAUAGAGAGCCACGAACCAGAGAUAAUGUACGUUUACCGAACAACCAUGUCGGGAUUUGCUGCCAAGCUCACGGCCAAACAGGCUGAAGCCCUCCCAAAGUUAGAGGGGUUCCUGGCAGUAUACCCUGAAACUCUAUAUCAAUUGCACACAACACACUCACCUCAAUUUUUAGGCCUUCAAUUAGGCCAAGGUCUUUGGAGCAACACAAACUUGUCCUCCGAUGUUAUAAUCGCAGUGGUUGACACUGGUGUGUGGCCUGAACACCCAAGCUUUAGCAGCGAUCACAAGACCGUGGCCGUGCCCGAGAGAUGGAAGGGUAUAUGCGAGACUGGGAUUAAAUUCACUUCAGCUAAUUGCAACUCGAAGCUUGUAGGGGCUCGGGCGUAUUUCAAAGGCUAUGAAGCAAAUGGGGCAAAGAUUAAUGAUACUUCCGAGUAUCGAUCAGCUCGGGACUCGGAAGGCCACGGCACGCACACGGCUUCGACUGCAGGUGGAAAUUUCAUUGCCAAUGCGAAUGUGCUGGGCAAUGCCAAGGGGUCAGCUGCUGGGAUGAGGUACACGGCCCGGAUUGCUGUCUACAAAGUGUGUUGGGGUGGAGGUUGUGCGUCCUCAGACAUAAUUGCUGCCAUCGACCAAGCAGUUGCGGAUGGUGUCGAUGUGAUUUCUCUCUCGCUUGGUAGCGGCCCUAGACCUUACUACAGUGACCCCAUUGCAAUCGGGGCUUUCGGGGCCAUCCGAAAGGGGGUGUUCAUCACUUGCUCUGCGGGAAACAGUGGCCCCUCUGAAUCCAGUGUCUCCAAUGCUGCCCCGUGGCUCAUGACCGUCGGUGCCAGUUAUCUUGACCGUACAUUCCCCACUUCCAUUAGGCUUGGUGAUGGCCGCACCUUCAAGGGCUCAUCCCUUUAUUCGGGCCCUCCUACAAAGUCACUGCCUCUGGUCUAUGCUGACACUGCUGGAGACCAGGGCUCCGAGUACUGCACAGAUGGAUCUCUCUCGAAGAAAUUGGUCACCGGAAAGAUUGUGGUUUGCGAGCGCGGAAUGAAUUCAAGGGUUCAGAAAGGAGAGCAGGUGAAGAUUAAUAAGGGUGCAGGCAUGCUUCUCUUGAACACACAGGAGCAGGGUGAAGAGUUGGUUGCAGAUGCCCAUGUCCUACCGGCUUCUGCCGUUGGUGCUUCUGUAGCCCAAGCCAUAAAAACUUACAUGAAGACCACCAAGCAACCCAAGGCUCAAAUCGUGUUCGAAGGGACCAUGUACGGUUCUGUCGCACCCAUAAUGGCCGCUUUCUCAUCCAGAGGCCCCAGUGCAGUUGGAACUGAUAUCAUAAAGCCAGACAUCACUGCACCCGGUAUGAACAUACUAGCAGCAUGGCCGCUCUCGGUAGGCCCCUCUGGCUUGCCAUCAGACAAGAGGAGGGUGAAAUUCAACAUAAUUUCCGGCACCUCCAUGUCGUGCCCACACGUAAGCGGGCUAGCUGCGUUGCUCAAGUCUGUGCACAACGACUGGUCUCCUGCAGCCAUCAAGUCGGCACUCAUGACCACUGCAUACACAUUCGAUAACAAAGGCAAGCCUAUCACAGACAUGGGCAAGAAGGCUCAAGCCACACCCUUUGCAUUCGGGUCAGGCCACGUGAACCCCGAGAGAGCCACAAACCCUGGAUUGGUAUAUGACAUCUCUACAGAUGACUACCUAAACUAUCUAUGCAGUCUCAACUACUCAUCCUCGCAAAUGGCCAUCAUGGCCGGGCAGAGCUACACUUGCCCCACUCAAAAGGCUCUACUCCCCGGAGACCUCAACUACCCUUCAUUCUCUUUGGAUUUCUCUAAUGGAGGCUUUAAUAAUUCUUCAGUGACCUACAGUAGAGUGGUUACCAAUGUGGGGACUCAAGGGAGCAAGUAUGAGGCUAGGGUUGUGGCCCCUGAAGGUGUGGUAGUGAAAGUAGAUCCCUUGGUUUUGGCCUUUGGGAAGAAAGGUGAGAAGAAUAGUUAUAAGGUUACUUUCAUGGUAGUCUCUAGUAAAACCAAAGGAGCCUCUUUUGGAGAGCUUGUGUGGGUCUCUAAUGGAUACUCUGUUAGGAGCCCAAUUGCUGUGCUUUGGGGGUAAAAUAACCAUGAACCAGUCCCUAUUAUAGAUAAUAGAGUGAUCAAUGUCAAGAAUACUUCUAGUUAGAGUAAUGUUUAUAGUGCAAGAUUGACGCCUUGAAUGAAUUCAGUGUCCAUAGACAUAAUAUAAUUUCAUGCAUAUCUCUUGAAUGGAUUCAAAGGUGCAUAGACUCUAUCAAAGAAGUUAAGUAUGGGACUAUAUCAUGAAUGCUCAGAAACCUUAGUUCUUGUAACUAGUGAUUAAGAAAUUGUUGAUCCGACUUGAUUUGGGAAAGG